Molecule: messenger RNA, 2395 nt
Organism: Astrephomene gubernaculifera
Lineage: Eukaryota; Viridiplantae; Chlorophyta; Chlorophyceae; Chlamydomonadales; Astrephomenaceae
Source: the annotation of a GenBank genome assembly
AUUGAAUGCGAUCAAAUUGUUUUGCUGUGCAACGUAAGCUGCAAAAGCUUGGGUCAAUACAUCUGUUUGAUAGCCCUUUGCCGCGGCUGUAGAAAGACAAUGCAAACCGUUCUUGCGCCCGGCGCCACAGCGCCCUGCAUUACACGUUGUCGAGAAGUUCGACAAGUAGUCAGAUGUGUACCGUUGCAGUCAACUCGGCCGGCGCUGUCGCCGGCAGCCGUCGCGCCGACUGUGUGCCGACAGGGGAUUAUGCCGCGACCGCUGUCGCCAUCGGCGCCUCAACAGCAAAUUAGCAGGGGUGAAAGCGUUAUUGCCUGUGCGUCAGCCGCUGGCGCACAAUCAGAGCAGCAAAAGCCCGGCUGGAAACUUCCCGCCUACAUUCUGCUUUGGUACGCCUUCAACAUUAUCUUCAACCUUAUUAACAAGAGCACCCUCAACGCCUUCCCUUGCCCAUGGUUCAUCGGGACGUGGCAGCUAAUCGCCAGCGGUCUGUUCAUGGGCGUGCUGUGGGUCACCGGGCUGCACCCGCGGCCCAGGGUGGACGGCCGCUUCUUCGCCGCGCUGCUGCCCGUGGCCUUCUUCCACACGGUUGGCCACAUCGCCGCUGUGGUGAGCUUCAGCCAGAUGGCGGUCAGCUUCGCACACAUCGUGAAGAGCGCGGAGCCGGUGUUCAGUGUGGCACUCAGCGGGCCGCUGGUGGGGGUGGGAUACCCUUGGUACGUGUGGGCCUCCCUGCUGCCCAUCGUGGCGGGCUGCUCGCUGUCCGCCAUGAAGGAGGUAUCCUUUGCUUGGAACGGCUUCAACAACGCCAUGAUCUCCAACCUGGGCAUGGUGCUGCGCAACAUCUACUCCAAGAAGUCGCUCAACGACUACAAGCACAUCGACGGCAUCAACCUGUUCGGCCUCAUCUCCAUCGCCUCGCUGCUGUUCUGCCUGCCCGCCGCGCUGGUCCUGGAGAGCGGCAGCUGGGGCGCCACCUGGAGUGCGGCGGUGGCGCGGGUGGGGCAGCAGCAGGUGGCGGGGCUGCUGCUGUGGGGGGGGCUCUUCUACCACCUCUACAACCAGUUGUCGUACAUGGUUCUCGACCAGGGCAUCUCCCCCGUCACCUUCAGCGUGGGUAACACCAUGAAGCGCGUGGCGGUGGUGGUGUCCUCCGUCGCCUUCUUCCGCAACCCCGUCAGCCCCCUCAACUGGGCGGGCAGCUUCAUCGCCAUUGCGGGCACCUACCUCUACUCGCUCGCCACGGACAGGUAUGCGGCGGAGAAGAAGGCGGCAGCGGCGGCGGCGGCGGCGGAGAAGAAGGAGCAGUGAGGGGUAUGGAGGUAACGCUACCGCUACUCAUUGUGAGCGAUGGGUGUGGAAUGUACGGGUGCACGGUACAUAGGGCCCGGAACGUGGGCAAAAGAAGUGUGCUGUGCUGUGACGUUUGUGACGUGGGGGGGGGCCUGGAGGGGUAUGACUCAUGUUGACUCCUGCUGCUGCUGUUGGGCGCUUUAGCAACCAUGCACGGAUUUUUGACUUUACGGGGUGGGUGGAGGGUUCCUUGCAUGGGGGGGUUAUGGUUUGACGGUGAGCUACCGAGCGGGAGGGGCGCACCCCUAACUGUCAUGUGGCUCCCAAGUGCCACGUAGACCUUAAGCCGGUCGGUUCGGUUGACUGACAGCGCAUACAAAAACACAACAGGGCGGGUUGCUCGGUUGGUCCGGCUGAACGGUGGAAAGGUAUUAUGCGGAUGGAAGAGGCGACGGCAAUUUUUUUCCGAGGGCUUUGUUGCGGCUCUCCUUGCCUGCUCUUUUUUCGCCCUUUCCCGCGGCUUUGCAAGCUGAAUCUUGAGGAUUGGUAGAGUUUUGCGUGAGGUCGGGCUCUCAUUUUUUUAUGUGUUGUGGUACCGGUAUAUGUGUAGCAAGGGUGCAUGUGCCGGGGUAUUACUCAGGUAGGCUGGUUUGGCCUGAAGCGUCAUUGCACGCUAUCUGCGCAGUUGGGAUACCGGUGGAGGGGCGUGGGGAUAGAGGCUGCCCAGCUGUUUUGAAUUUUAUGGCCCAGGUCAGGUCCUUAACAGCCCAUUGCCGAAAUUGUCGACGUAACCAAAUGUAGAUAGGCUCUUACAGAAUUUUGUAGGUCACGCUAAGGGACGUUUGCCUGCUAAGGGCGAAGAGGGGAUUGCGAGUUUGUUUUUAGGGUUGGCGCAAACCGGCGGUAUGCCGCCGGGAUGUUAGCCUACCAUAGUUUGCCGUUGUUGCUGCAAUAGCAGUACUGAUUGCCUUCUGGUUUGCAUGAACUGUUACCGUGAUAUAGGUAUCUGAACUCCAUAGUAUGGGGCUGAUUGGUUACACUAGCUCCUCUCGCUACUCACCUCAUGGCCCUAUGGGCUGGAUUGUAACGAUGCAUACGAAGG